AUGAAGGUUGAAAACCUAGACGACCCUGCCAUCAUGCAAUGGGGAACAUACAACAACCCUCUUUCAACCCCCAUGCCCCAGGGCAACUUUGGUUUCAACUACCCUAUGCAAUACAAUCCAGGAACAGCGUCCGCAUACAAUUAUGACCGAACUGCGUACAAUGACCAGUACACUCUUGCGUACCAACCUGGUCUCUCAGCAAACUGCCCUCGUUCGCUCAACAACAACAGCUUCGACAUGACCGGGCUGUCACACUCUGGGGUGACUGUAUCGAGUCAUCCGCCGCCGAUGUACCAGAGGGGACCCCAGCAGCCAUACGAAGGCAUGGAUCUCACACAUCAAAGCCCGAACAACAAUCUCAUGCAGCUUGACCAUGAGUAUGAGGACUACCCUCGCCCAAUACCGGAGGACCUCACAGCGUACAGCACUCCUUACGACUCGGAUAUAUCGCGAGCAGCAACUCCAAGCGAUGGAUCUCCUCUACCGCUUCGUAAUGACGCGCUCAUCGAGAAAGACCAGCCAUACGCACAACUCAUUUUUAGGGCGCUCAAGGAUGCGCCUAACCAUACAAUGAUUUUGCGGGAUAUCUAUGACUGGUUCCGACAGAAUACCGACAAGGCCGCCGCCUCGGAUAGCAAGGGCUGGCAGAACAGCAUCCGGCACAAUCUCUCAAUGAAUGGUGCAUUCGAGAAAGUCGACCAGCCUGGCGAAGAGGCUCGAAAGGGCUUCAUGUGGCGUCUCACACAAGAUGCUCUCGCAAACGGCGUCAAGUCCACAACUCGCUACCGCAGCAAGCAGCCCAACAAACGCGGUCACCGUACUGGCCUCUACCCUCAAAGGCAGCUGGCCGGCGCCAUGGGAGGUCGAAGCGCGAAGAAGCAGCUACGCCACAAAGCCCGCAUGCAUGAUGCCUACCGAAGCGACCCCUACCAAUCCCCAUCACGCUCCAUGCCCACCCCUGCGACCUUCGACUCAGCCUUCAACUCAGAGAUGUCGAUGUACUCUGGUUCUCCUUCUUACUACAGCCCCUCAGGCUCCGAGGUCGACGCAAUGGAGUACCAACCCGACGCCUACGGGCCCGCCACCGACUCGUGCGUCCCGCAGCAAAUCUUCCAUGGAUUGCCCAAUGGCUCCAUGUCAUCGUCUCCACUUGCAGCGUACAACGAUGGUUAUAUUCAGCUACCUUCCGACCCUGCAGUGCCGCUCUUCACCAGCUCGCCUGCCGACACGCCCUCGCCGUCGGCAAGCGAACCACUCACGCCUGACUCGCAAGCCUCCGGCUGGGACGACAACUUUUACGGUAACAUUGGCGGCAUCGGCUUCGAGUACUAUGGCGGCAGUGAUAUUGGGAUCAGUGCCAUUAAUCAGGACGGCUUUGCACACGAGCCGCUUGGCGAAGGCGAGUAG
Molecule: messenger RNA, 1407 nt
Organism: Didymosphaeria variabile
Lineage: Eukaryota; Fungi; Ascomycota; Dothideomycetes; Pleosporales; Didymosphaeriaceae
Exons: 2
Coding region: 1-1407 (468 amino acids)
Biological process (GO): regulation of transcription by RNA polymerase II
Molecular function (GO): RNA polymerase II cis-regulatory region sequence-specific DNA binding; DNA-binding transcription factor activity, RNA polymerase II-specific
Source: RefSeq, a predicted model, not a curated record